Dermatophagoides farinae (American house dust mite) is the source of this 2539-nucleotide messenger RNA. Lineage: Eukaryota; Metazoa; Arthropoda; Arachnida; Sarcoptiformes; Pyroglyphidae. The record is from RefSeq and is a predicted model, not a curated record.
GUGUUUUCUUUCUUUCGCCCUAUUUUUCUUCAUUUUUUUUUAUUUGUUUGUCUGUUUUUUUUCGUUGUUCUCAUCUGAUUAUUUUAAUAUUAUCAACACAAAAACAUCAUCAAUUUUUUUUAAACUGAUAACAAAAUGAUGACAACAUUUGAUACAUCGACGUUGUCAACAAUGUCAUCGACAUCAACGGCCGCCGCCGCUGCUGCUGCUGCUGCUGCCGCAGCUGUGGCCACAAGCACACCAAUUAGCCAUCAGAUCAAUCAUCUAAGUAUCAAUCAUCAUAACAAUAAUAAUAAUAACCAUCAUCAUCAUCAUGAUCAUUUUGCCAAUGAAUUAAUAUCGGCAGCAUCAUCUGCAGCAGCAGCGGCAACGACCAAUUCAGUGACCAGAAAUGUCUUGUCGAACAAUAAUAAUAAUAAUAAUUCCAAUUCCAAUAAUAACAAUAAUAAUAAUUUGAAUAAUAAUUCAUCACAGCAACAAAUGUCAUCAUCAUCAUCAUCUAAUUCACCAUCAAAUUUAAGCAGUAGUAAUGAUGAUAAUUCUGUUUCAUCAUUAAACAAUUUAACAACAAAUGGCCCAUACAUUAAUGGAGUUGUCGGUAAUAAUAACAACAACAACAACAAUAAUAAUAAUAAUAAUAAUAAUAAUGGCCAACAACAGCCCGAUACAACGCAUAUGAUUCGAAUUUUUCAAGAAUGUCGAAAUCGUUUGGCACAUAAACAAAAAAAUCUUGAACAUAUAUCAAAUCGUUUACAUAAUCAACAUGGAAAAGCUCAACAAGAUAUUGAUAAUGCCUAUCAGGCCUUAAUCACUGCAUUGGGAAAAGGUAAAACCGAUUUGAUGAAAGAAUUGGAAGAUGUUUAUAAUGCACGAUUAAUAUCAUUGACGAUAUUCACAUCAAAAAUUGAAGAACAUUUGCGAAAAAUUGAACAAAUGUUAUACUACAUGGAACAAGGACAGGAUUGUCCAAACGACAUGAUUAAUUGUAAAUCAUUUAUCGAUAAUAAACUUCAAGCCAUUUUAAAUAUUGAUCUCGAUUCGAGCUUCCAUUCACAUGAACUUGAAUUUGUCACCAACUAUAAUGGUAUUCAAUCGAUACUCAAACAAAAUGUCGGUUACAUACGAGCAUCAUCAUCAUCGGAUAAUAAUAAAUAUCUAUCGAGAUCAUCGGCUACGGCCGCCAAUAAUAAUUUUCAUCAUCACCAUCAUCAACAACAUAAUUCUCAAAUGAAUGGCUUUGAUUCAUCUUCGAAUGGCUUUGUUGAUCGUUUUUCAUCAUUCAAUAUUUCACAGAAUCAUUGUUCCAACAAUAAUCGUUCGUUGUCAUCAUCAAUUUCUGAUUCAUUGAAUAAUGCAUUUAGUUAUGACAAAUGGUCAGCUGUAGGCAGUAUGAAUGGUAAUGGUUUAACUGGUGGUAGUAAUAACGGUGGAGGUGCUGGAACUGGUUCAAAUUCCUCGCCUGAUUCAACAUUAUUCUCUGCAUGGAAUAAUGUCACCGAUGGCCUUGCCGAUUUGACCGGCUCAGAUUCAAUUGAUCUCAUCAAUAAUCAUGAACAAUCAUCUUUAUCAUCGAUGGCAUCAUCAGCCAUGCCUAUCAAAUCACAAGUUCAACGACAGAAAAUGAUUUAUCAUUGUAAAUUUGGUGAAUUUGGCAUUAUGGAAGGUCAAUUUACAGAACCUUCCGGUGUGGCUGUUAAUGCUCAAAAUGACAUAAUCGUUGCCGAUACAAACAAUCAUCGUAUACAGAUAUUUGAUAAAGAUGGUCGUUUUAAAUUUCAAUUUGGUGAAUGUGGUAAACGUGAUGGGCAGCUUUUGUAUCCAAAUCGUGUGGCCGUUGUCAAACAAUCUGGCGAUAUCAUUGUCACUGAACGUUCGCCUACGCAUCAAAUUCAAGUAUACAAUCAAUAUGGACAAUUUGUACGAAAAUUCGGAGCCGAUAUUCUUCAACAUCCGCGUGGUGUUACUGUCGACAAUAAAGGCAACAUCAUUAUUGUCGAAUGCAAGGUGAUGCGUGUCAUCAUAUUCGAUUUAAUGGGCAACGUUCUACAUAAAUUUGGCUGCAGUAAACAUUUGGAAUUUCCAAACGGUGUGGUUGUCAAUGAUAAACAGGAGAUAUUCAUUAGCGAUAAUCGUGCACAUUGUGUCAAAGUAUUUUCAUAUUCUGGAACAUUUUUACGUAAUAUUGGUGGUGAAGGAUUGACCAAUUAUCCGAUUGGUGUUUGCAUCAAUGAUAAUGGCGAAAUAUUAGUAGCUGAUAAUCAUAAUAAUUUCAAUAUUACAAUAUUCACACAAGAUGGUACAUUGGUCAAUGCACUUGAAUCAAAAGUAAAACAUUCACAAUGUUUCGAUGUUGCAUUGAUGGAUGAUAAUUCUGUUGUAUUGGCAAGUAAAGAUUAUCGUAUCUACAUUUAUCGUUAUCUUCAGCUACAAUCAUUGGCUACGGCAGUUGCUACAAGCGGUAUCUGUUGAAUUUUUUUGAAUCACAAAUAUAUCCAAUCAUCAUCAUCGUUAUCAUCUCAUCAUUGUUGAUUGAUCGAUU